Messenger RNA from Sebastes umbrosus (honeycomb rockfish), 536 nucleotides. It is a transcript of the gene ndufb2, whose product is annotated as NADH:ubiquinone oxidoreductase subunit B2. Gene Ontology annotation, cellular component: mitochondrial inner membrane. The coding region runs from base 123 to 428 and encodes 101 amino acids. The transcript is spliced from 4 exons. The record is from RefSeq and is a predicted model, not a curated record. NCBI's taxonomy places the organism in Eukaryota, Metazoa, Chordata, Actinopteri, Perciformes, Sebastidae.
GUUGUUGGGAGGUCGUUUAUUGACAAGAGGAGAAGGUGACUCCUCGACGAAGAGGACGAUACUUUGUACAACUCUUAACCAAAUAACCACAAAUAACACUGGUGUUUGUUAAAUAAGACAUCAUGUCUUCUUUUGGGAGGGCGUUAGGAGUCUUUAGGACAGGAACUCAGCUCCUCAGACGAGGUAGACAACAGAUAACGACCAGAAAGGCUGGCGGAGGACCGCACAUUGAGCCACAGUACAGGCAAUAUCCCCAGCUAACGAAGAACCAGAAGUUCCAGUCCGAGCUCCUUAGUGGUGCCAUGUGGUUCUGGAUCCUCUGGCACUGCUGGCACGACCCUGAUGCAGUCCUGGGUCACUUCCCCUGGCCUGAUGCUUCCGAAUGGACCGACGAGGAGCUCGGAAUCCCAGCAGAUGACGAGGAAUAAGAUCACCAUGAGGGAUUCAAGCUGCUGGACAUGUCUUUGUGGAAAUCUUCAAGAUAUUCUGAAAGUCAGUGUUGUACAUAGACUAAUAAAAUUAUCUUUAAAUAUGUU